Messenger RNA from Manis javanica (Malayan pangolin), 1765 nucleotides. RefSeq names its product hydroxyacyl-CoA dehydrogenase (gene HADH). The record is from RefSeq and is a predicted model, not a curated record. Gene Ontology annotation, molecular function: NAD+ binding; (3S)-3-hydroxyacyl-CoA dehydrogenase (NAD+) activity. Lineage: Eukaryota; Metazoa; Chordata; Mammalia; Pholidota; Manidae. Gene Ontology annotation, biological process: fatty acid beta-oxidation. Gene Ontology annotation, cellular component: mitochondrion.
CGGCCCCGAUGACGCCGCGGCGACGCCGGGAGCGUGGGGCGGCAGGGCUUGCUGGGCCUCCGCGCGCACAACCCUCCUCGCCGCUCGCGCCUGUCCCCGCCGAGCCUUCGCUGCCCGGUUGUGUCUCUGCCUCCGUCUCCGCACCAUGGCUUUCGUGACCAGGCAGUUCCUGCGCUCCGUGUCCUCCUCGGCCUCAGCCUCGGCCUCGGCGAAGAAAAUCAUUGUCAAGCACGUGACGGUCAUCGGCGGCGGGCUGAUGGGCGCGGGCAUUGCGCAGGUUGCUGCAGAAACUGGCCACACAGUAGUGUUGGUGGACCAGACAGAGAACAUUCUGGCAAAAUCUAGAAAGGUAAUUGAAGAAAGCCUUACGAAAGUGGCCAAGAAGAAGUUUUCAGAAAACCACAAGGCUGCUGAUGAAUUUGUGGAGAAGACGCUGAGCAGCAUUUCGACCAGCACAGAUGCAGCGUCUGUAGUUCACAGCACAGACCUGGUAGUGGAGGCCAUCGUGGAGAAUCUGAAGGUGAAGAAUGAGCUCUUCAAGAGGCUGGACAAGUUUGCCGCUGAACACACAAUCUUUGCCAGCAACACUUCCUCUUUGCAGAUCACAAGCAUAGCCAAUGCCACCACCAGACAGGACCGAUUCGCCGGGCUCCAUUUCUUCAACCCGGUGCCCUUGAUGAAGCUUGUGGAGGUCAUUAAAACACCAAUGACCAGCCAGAAGACAUUUGAGUCUCUGACAGACUUCAGCAAAAGCCUGGGAAAGCAUCCUGUUUCUUGUAAGGACACUCCUGGGUUUAUUGUGAAUCGUCUUGUGGUGCCAUACCUCAUGGAAGCAAUCAGGCUAUUUGAACGAGGUGACGCCUCCAAGGAGGACAUCGACACCGCCAUAAAGCUGGGAGUCGGCUACCCUAUGGGCCCGUUUGAGCUGCUUGAUUACAUAGGGCUGGAUACCACAAAGUUCAUCAUAGACGGAUGGCAUGAAAUGGAUGUGAAGAACCCCUUGUUCCACCCCAGCCCAUCCUUGAAUAAGCUGGUAGCAGAGAAUAAGCUUGGCAAGAAGACUGGAGAAGGAUAUUACAAACACAAAUGACACACAGCUUCCCUGGCCCUGGGCAGAGCCCGUAAGCAGACACCAGCAGCCCCCAAGUGCCCAAGGGAAGGCUCUUUGGUCAGACCUCCUCUCACACAGCACAGUCUGUUGGACGUGCAUUUUGAUUAUAAUGUACCUAAAGUAAUUACACCACUAUUAUUACAAUAAUAGCAGAUUCCUCCACUGAGAACUAAUUCCCUUUAAUCUGCUCAUUUCUGUGUAUUUUCUAAAAAGCUUUAUAUCCUGGGUGCCUUGACGCAUACAUUUGUUUUGGACAUUGUAGCCUGAAUUCAUUCUCUCGUAAAGGGGAAAGUGCUGUGUUCGUCACUGCCACCUGGGUGACUCGUGAGCCAUUGACACUCUGUGGCGUGUGGGACAUGCUGCGGCCCUUCUGAGACCACUGGCUGCCUGCAGCUUCAAGCCUCACCCUGCGUUAUGGGCUCGCCUUACAGUGUUGUAUCUUUAUCCAGCCCAGGCUGCUGGAUUGGUGGAAAUAUCUCUGUGCUUGCUUUGCAGGAAGAGGUUUCAUUCACAUCCAAAAUCUGAAUGAGCUCAGCUGUCUCUUUUUUUUUGUGAGAAAUCAUUGCUGCAAACUGCUGAAAAUUGACUCUAAUAAAAAUGCAAUCUUUUAAUCUGAAAAUUUGAAUUGAAAUAAACAUAUAAUUUAAAAUCGAA